Messenger RNA from Lemur catta (Ring-tailed lemur), 4693 nucleotides. RefSeq names its product pleckstrin homology domain containing A5 (gene PLEKHA5). The transcript has 29 exons. Gene Ontology annotation, cellular component: cytosol. The record is from RefSeq and is a predicted model, not a curated record. Lineage: Eukaryota; Metazoa; Chordata; Mammalia; Primates; Lemuridae. Bases 120 to 3863 code for a protein of 1247 amino acids. Gene Ontology annotation, molecular function: phosphatidylinositol-5-phosphate binding; phosphatidylinositol-3,5-bisphosphate binding; phosphatidylinositol-3-phosphate binding.
CGGCCGCGCUCGCUCCGCGCUCCCCGCGCUCCCUUCGCUCGCUCGCUCGCUCGUUCCCUCCUCCCUCGGCAGCCGCGGCGGCAGCAGGAGAAGGCAGCGGCGGCGGCUGGGGAUCAGACAUGGCGGCGGAUCUGAACCUGGAGUGGAUCUGCUCCCUGCCCCGGUCCUGGACGUACGGGAUCACCAGGGGCGGCCGAGUCUUCUUCAUCAACGAGGAGGCCAAGAGCACCACCUGGCUGCACCCCGUCACCGGCGAGGCCGUGGUCACAGGACACCGGCGGCAGAGCACAGAUUUGCCUACUGGCUGGGAAGAAGCAUACACUUUUGAAGGUGCAAGAUACUAUAUAAACCAUAAUGAAAGGAAAGUGACCUGCAAACAUCCAGUCACAGGACAACCAUCACAGGACAAUUGUAUUUUUGUAGUGAAUGAACAGACCGUUGCAACCAUGACAUCUGAAGAAAAGAAGGAACGACCUAUAAGUAUGAUAAAUGAAGCUUCUAACUAUAACAUAACUUCAGAUUAUGCAGUGCAUCCAAUGAGCCCUGUAGGCAGAACCUCACGGGCUUCAAAAAAAGUUCAUAAUUUUGGAAAGCGGUCAAAUUCAAUUAAAAGGAAUCCUAAUGCACCUGUGGUCAGACGAGGUUGGCUUUAUAAACAGGACAGUACUGGCAUGAAGCUGUGGAAGAAACGCUGGUUUGUGCUUUCUGACCUUUGCCUCUUUUAUUAUAGAGAUGAGAAAGAAGAAGGUAUUCUGGGAAGCAUCCUGCUACCUAGUUUUCAGAUAGCCAUGCUUACCUCUGAGGAUCACAUUAAUCGCAAAUAUGCUUUUAAGGCAGCCCACCCAAACAUGCGGACCUAUUAUUUCUGCACUGAUACAGGAAAGGAAAUGGAGUUGUGGAUGAAAGCCAUGUUAGAUGCUGCCCUGGUACAGACAGAACCUGUGAAAAGAGUGGACAAGAUUACAUCUGAAAAUGCACCAACUAAAGAAACCAAUAACAUUCCCAACCAUAGAGUGCUAAUUAAACCAGAGAUCCAAAACAAUCAGAAAAAUAAGGAAAUAAGCAAACUUGAAGAAAAAAAGGCAUUAGAAGCUGAAAAAUACGGAUUUCAGAAGGAUGGUCAAGAUAGACCUUUAACAAAAAUUAAUAGUGUAAAGUUGAAUUCUCUGCCAUCUGAACAUGAUGGUGGGCUGGCAUUCCCUGCUCAGACUGCACACUACAGACCAGUCAAUGUGAAUAGUUCAGAGAACAAAGCAGUCAAUGUUAGCCUGGCAGAUAUUAGAAGUGGACAUCACCCAAAUGCAGGCCCCUUGCACACAGAGGCUGAUCGAGUCAUACAGAGAACAAAUUCAAUGCAGCAGUUGGAACAGUGGAUUAAAAUCCAGAAGGGGAGGGGUCAUGAAGAAGAAACCAGGGGAAUAAUUUCUUACCAAACACUACCAAGAAAUAUGCCAAGCCACAGAGCGCAGAUUGUGGCCCGCUACCCCGAAGGUUAUAGAACACUCCCGAGAAACAGCAAGACCAGGCCUGAGAGUAUCUGCAGUGUAACCCCUUCCACGCAUGACAAGACAGUAGGACCCGGAGCAGAAGAGAAACGGAGGUCAAUGAGAGAUGACACGAUGUGGCAGCUCUAUGAAUGGCAGCAGCGUCAGUUUUAUAAUAAGCAGAGCACCCUUCCUCGACACAGUACUUUGAGUAGUCCUAAAACCAUGGUGAAUAUUUCUGACCAGACAAUGCACUCUAUUCCCACAUCGCCUUCCCAUGGGUCAAUAGCCACUUACCAAGGAUAUUCUCCUCAACGAACGUAUAGAUCAGAAGUGACUUCACCAAUUCAGAGAGGAGAUGUGACAAUAGACCGCAGACACAGGGCCCAUCACCCUAAGCAUGUCUAUAUGCCUGACAGAAGGUCAAUGCCAGCUGGCCUAACUUUACAGUCUAUUAGUCCCCAGAGCCUCCAAGGCAAAACGCCAGAGGAGCUUACGCUGCUGCUAAUAAAGCUGAGACGGCAGCAAGCCGAACUGAGUAGUAUCCGGGAGCAUACGUUAGCACAGCUCAUGCAGCUAAAGCUUGAGGCCCACAGCCCAAAGAAUGAAAUUCUUUCACAUCAUCUUCAAAGGAACACCAUAUAUUUGGAUCAUCAGAUGAAAGAAAAUGAACCUAUAAUCACCAUGGUUCACACAAUGAUUGAGAACUCGGCGCUAAGACCCCAACUGUACCAGCAACUAUCACAAGAUGAAUGUAGAGGCACAUUAUACAAAUACAGACCCGAAGAAGUAGAUAUUGAUACCAAGUUAAGCCGAUUAUGUGAACAAGAUAAAGUGGUACAUGCUCUGGAAGAGAAACUUCAGCAGCUCCACAAGGAGAAAUACACGCUUGAGCAAGCUUUGCUAUCAGCCAGCCAAGAGAUAGAAAUGAAUGCAGAUAACCCAGCAGCCAUUCAGACAGUGGUGUUACAGAGGGACGAUUUACAAAAUGGACUGCUCAGUACGUGUCGAGAACUCUCUCGAGCCACUGCCGAAUUGGAACGAGCAUGGAGAGAAUAUGAUAAGUUAGAAUAUGAUGUAGCUGUUACCAGGAACCAGAUGCAAGAGCAGCUAGAUCGCCUUGGUGAAGUUCAGACUGAGUCAGCAGGAAUUCAGCGUGCACAGAUUCAGAAAGAACUUUGGAGAAUUCAGGAUGUCAUGGAAGGGCUGAGUAAACACAAACAGCAAAGAGGUACUACAGAAGCAGGUACAGCAGGAUUAAAGCCUUUCUCAACAGUUAAGUACAAAAAUGAGGAAGAGGAAGUAGUCCCACCUCGUCCUCCACUUCCUCGGUCCUAUGACUUUACAGAGCAGCCUCCCAUAAUCCCCCCUCUGCCCAGUGAUAGCAGCUCCUUGCUCUGUUAUAGCAGGGGCCCAGUGCAUCUGCCUGAAGAAAAGAAGAUUCAUCAAGUUCAAGGAUAUCCAAGAAAUGGAUCUCACUGUGGUCCAGAUUAUAGACUCUACAAGAGUGAACCAGAGUUAACAACAGUGGCAGAAGUUGAUGAAUCUAAUGGAGAAGAAAAAUCAGAACCUGUUUCUGAGAUGGAAACUUCCGUUGUUAAAGGUUCACACUUUCCUGUUGGAGUAGUCCCGCCAAGAACAAAAUCACCGACCCCUGAAUCUUCAACAAUAGCUUCAUAUGUAACCUUAAGGAAAACUAAGAAGAUGAUGGAUCUAAGAACGGAAAGACCAAGAAGUGCAGUGGAGCAGCUCUGUUUGGCUGAAAGUACUCGACCUAGGAUGACGGUGGAAGAGCAAAUGGAGAGAAUAAGGAGACAUCAACAGGCAUGCCUAAGGGAAAAGAAAAAAGGUUUAAAUGUUAUUGGUGCUUCAGACCAGUCACCCUUACAAAGUCCUUCAAAUUUAAGGGAGACUCCAUUCAGGGUUAAUCAGACUCGGAGGAGGGAUGAUAACAUUAAGGAACUGGACACUGUCGUUAGUGAAAAUGAUGUAAAGCCAGACCAUGAAACUCCUGCGGCAGAAAGUGUUCGACUAAAAGAAGCUGAACCCCAAACUACGGAUUUCAGCAAAGAGUGUAAAAAAACUGAAAGUGUUUUUUACGAAAUGGUUUUCAAACCUGAGCCAAAUGGAGUAAAUUCAGAGGAAGUGAUGGAUAAAGAAGGGAACAAAGAACAAAUGCCUGAGGAUGUUGCACGCAGCCCUCAAGAGGAGACACAGAUCACAAAUCAUAAACCAGAAGGCCACCUUGAAGAAAAUAUAAAGGACAACGUUCCUGAACAGGAAGAAACUGUUACUUCUUAUGAAUCAACUCCUGAGGUUUCUAGAGGAAGUCAAACAAUGGCAGCUAUACUGACUUCUGUUGAAACCAUUCAAAGCUAAAGAUACGGACCUUCGGCAAUGUAAGAAGUUAUUGUACAGUAUAUUUUAAAUCUAUGAAAUUCAUAGUUCUGAUGCUUUUGGCCACAGAGCAUCAUUUUAUCACUUCUGGAAAAUGUUUAUUCCAAAACAGCUUUAAUGGCCCAUAUGUACACUCCGUAAUCUCAAGGUUAUUAUUCUGACACCAGCUUGCUGCUAUGAUUUCAGAGCACAUAAGUAAAGGUGCUUUUUAAUGUGCAGUCUAUAGCCACAGCUUACUUAGUUGCUGAUUUCCAGAUUUUGAUAUUCCUGAAGUCUAAGUGAAUUUCUAUUUCUUUCUGCUUUUUAGUACAUAAAAUUAGUUAUUAUUUCCAAUGAAGCUUGUUUUGCUUUUUUUUUUCCCCUCCCCUUUUGGCUUCUGCAGUGCUUUGUUUCACACUUGAUUUGUAAAAAUUUUAUAUAUAUAUUUAAAAUGUGCCAUUUUAUUGCUAAUUGAAGUAUGUCCUGUUUUCUGCUAUAAUUCUUUCUCAGAGUCAGAUUGCAAUGUCAGCAGUUACUGCCACACUCUUGUCAGCUUCAAAACAAAUGUCACCGCUUAUCUUUUCUUAAAAACAAUUAAAAGUGUAGGUAUUUUGAAGUACUGGGCUUAUACUUCAUUGGAAUAGAUGUGUACAGCAAUAAGCAGGUUUUUAAAUCCAGUACUUAGUUUGUGUAUAAAUGUAAUUAUGUUCAUUGUGUAUAUAUUAUACAAUGAGCACAUGUAAUGUAUUAAAGGCUACUUACUAUUGUUUAAAUGCAAAUGUUCAUAUCUCAUUUCUUUUUUAUCAUGUUAAAUAAAUGUUGAUGUUCUUAAA